AUGGCUGAGUUGCAACCAGUCUUGGAUCUUCUGGCCACCGGGACCGCCAGUGGCGGUGAACUGUUCGAUGCCUUUGAGCCUCUUCGCCGUGACUCGAACCGCGACAUCGUCGGAUAUGUCCGUAUCCCGACUGGCGCGUUCACCGCGCAGAUCCAUGAGGGCAAGGCCCUGAAGGCCGUGCUCUUUGACAACCACCAGGCCAAUGUCCGCUCCUCAAUGGCUCAGCUCAUCCAACUCCGAAAAGACCUGGCCAACCAGCAACUGGUUCUGGGCCUUACGUUGUUUCGUGCAAUCGACACUCUGACCGGCGUCUCAUUUAAGCUACCUGUCAAAGACGGACAGCAAACUUUCCUUGUGGAGUCCUCCCACGCAAUGGAUGGGUUCCACAUCGACAUAUUUGACUUUGCCCACGAUCGCGCGGCCGAACGGCACCUCUGGUGUAUCCUCGCUGCGUGCCCCACCUAUCGUGGGCGUGGUGCAAAACCGUCCCGCUACCGCUUGACGUUGGCCACGGCCGAUGCGCCGUCUCUGUUUAGAUCUAACGGUCGACUUAUCGACGAGAUUAUUCUGCUGGGUAGUUGCCACCGUGUUUACGGAAAGAGUUGGUACAACCACAAGCAGCCCCUUCAGCCUACGGACAUGGAUAUUGCGGCCCGUGAGUGA
Aphanomyces invadans is the source of this 663-nucleotide messenger RNA. RefSeq lists its product as hypothetical. Bases 1 to 663 code for a protein of 220 amino acids. The transcript is spliced from 2 exons. NCBI's taxonomy places the organism in Eukaryota, Oomycota, Saprolegniomycetes, Saprolegniales, Verrucalvaceae. The record is from RefSeq and is a predicted model, not a curated record.